This is a messenger RNA of Aspergillus bombycis, 972 nucleotides long. RefSeq names its product short-chain dehydrogenase/reductase. NCBI's taxonomy places the organism in Eukaryota, Fungi, Ascomycota, Eurotiomycetes, Eurotiales, Aspergillaceae. The coding region runs from base 1 to 972 and encodes 323 amino acids. The transcript has 2 exons. The record is from RefSeq and is a predicted model, not a curated record.
AUGUCUCGCUACGCCGAAGCUCUUGCAAAUCCCCAGGACGCUGGCGACGCCCGCCCAACAGCACUCCAAAUUGUCAAAGAUGCGGAGAUGGAAGGCAAGCUUGUUGGCAAAUCUGCCGUAAUCACGGGUGUCUCGUCCGGCAUCGGCAUCGAAACAGUCCGAGCCAUCGCAGCAACCGGGGCAACCCUGUAUCUCACAGCGCGGGAUUUGACAAAAGCAAAAACCGCCCUAGGAGAUUUCUUCAACCCGGACCAGAUGGAACUUGUCCAAAUGGACCAGUCUUCCCUUGAGAGUGUACUCAACGCCACGAAGACCGUCCUCUCCAAGACCGACAAAGUAGUCCUCCUAAUCAACAACGCCGGUAUCCUGGCUGUGCCGGAACUCCGUCUGUCGACGGAUGGCUAUGAGCUGCAGUUCGCAACGAACUACCUUUCCCAUUUUCUGCUCUUCAAUCUACUCAAGCCGGCCAUGCUUGCCGCCACCACUCCUGAAUUCCAGUCUCGCGUGGUGAACGUGUCUUCUGAUUCACACAGACAUCAGGGUCUCAAUGCGUCCGAUAACUAUAGCUUCCAGAAAGGUGAAUUUGCCGUUACGUACAUGGCAAAUGAACUCGACCGUCGCUAUGGCUUUCGUGGACUGCAUGCAAACAGCGUUCACCCCGGCAUCAUCGCCACUGGUCUGGGGGCAUACCUUAGUACAGAGCAGGUUGAUCAGUUGCUCCAGAAUACGAAAUUCAACUCUCUAUGGAAGAGCUUGGAGCAGGGUGCUGCAACAACGGUGUGGGCCGCAGUUGGAAGGGAAUUGGAAGGUCAAGGCGGAAAAUACCUUGCCGAAUGUGCCGAGGCCAUACGUGGCCCUGAAGGCACUGAGGACUUUCCUGGGACGUUUGUCAAUCAUACAUAUAAGCCGGAGGAUGAGACCCGGCUUUGGAAGGAUUCGUUGGAGAUGGUUGGGUUGUCAUAUGGUGAGUGA